AUGCCUCAUGCUGGGCCCCAUCCUCUAGCCUUAUUCUCUCUCCUCCCGUUGAACGAGCGAAGCCAAGCAGUUCUUGACCACCCAUAUAAUAAACACCUCGUCUCGCGGCAGAAGGACGGAAGACUUGCUCUCGAUAUCGGUCAUGUCCGCUCGAUGUUGGGUGAUCCCACUCUUGCAACCUUAGGACGUAACGGCGAUAUAUAUGUAGAAGGCUCUAGCUUCUCUAGGAACCAAUGCUCGUUCGAGAUCAACCCAUACACCAAAGUUGUCAUGUUCUACGAUAGAUCGCACAGUCAGACGAGCCAAGUCUUCGGCCAAGACAAUGCUUUCCCGCUCGAACCUGGACGCCCUCGCAAGGUCCUUGUGCGGCAGGGCCUAAACAUAUACAUAGGAAUGGGUGGUGUGGCGCGGGACCUCAUCCAGUUCCAGUUGAUUUGGCAUAAUGGCGGCCUUACUGAGACGAUAGAGCUGGUCAAAGGGAGAGAAGCCAUUACACUCGAAGAGCACCUGCGGUUUUCUCGGACCUUAGACGAGUCCAUCACUGCGUCCUCGACUCAACGGCAGACUAGAGUGCACACGCCAGGAGCUCGACAACUGAAGAUGAGACACGUAAAGGAAAAUACGCUCGGCAGUGGGGAGUUUGGAGAAGUAUAUAAAGCCAUUGAUGUAGACACGGGCAUGUUUAUGGCUGUCAAGGUAUUAAAGCCACGUGAAGCAACUCCAGAAGAUAUGCAGUCGUUUUAUAAACGCGUGAAAGGAGAAGUGGAAAAACUCUCCCGAAUUGACAACGCGAGCAAGACGUCUUUAAAGCUCCUAUUCGUAGGGUUAGAUGACUGUACCAGCCAAGAGUUCAAGAUAUUUAUGGGCCUUAAAGAAGGGAACUUGACAACGUUGAUCGAAGGCGGGUGCUCAACCGAUAUUGACAACCUUUGUAUCACCGUCCUACGUCACAUGCUACGAGCGCUCGGUUAUCUUGAGUCGCAACGCAUCAUCUACCGAGAUGUAAAGCCAGAUAACAUUCUUUACGUAACACGCCAGAACAAGCAAUAUCAUUUUUUGCUUGGAGAUUUUGGCCUGAGAAACAAUGCUGAUAUGGCCAAGACUUUUGCUGGCACUCCCCCCUACAUGGCUCCUGAAAUACUUACUGGGUUCCGCGAGGCUUCGAAAAGGUUCCGGAGUCCUAAGGAUGCCCAAAAUGCCGUUUUGCAUGUAGCGUCAAAUGAAGAGAAAGUUGCAGUCAUUUCCGAAAUGGCAACGGUCGACCCAGAGAAACGCUCUUCUGCGGCAGCUAUGCUUCUUAAGUGCUUUGGCGAGAAAGGACUCACCUCUCAGCACGACCAGGUCAGCUAUGCAAAAAACAGCCCUGUUUUAACCUGUCACACAACUGACACAUACUAUUAG
Daldinia decipiens is the source of this 1401-nucleotide messenger RNA. Its product is annotated as kinase-like protein. Gene Ontology annotation, cellular component: cytoplasm; nucleus. Lineage: Eukaryota; Fungi; Ascomycota; Sordariomycetes; Xylariales; Hypoxylaceae. Gene Ontology annotation, biological process: protein phosphorylation; mitotic DNA damage checkpoint signaling. Gene Ontology annotation, molecular function: protein serine/threonine kinase activity; ATP binding. Bases 1 to 1401 code for a protein of 466 amino acids. The transcript is spliced from 3 exons. The record is from RefSeq and is a predicted model, not a curated record.